GCGGGCAACAUUGGUAGAAACCGCCAAUCGCCAUUUGUUUUGAGGUUAAGUUCCUCAAAAAGACGCCGCUUUUGUUUUUACUUUUUAAUACAAAAUAACACACAAAAAUGAAGCUAGUUAGAUUUUUAAUGAAACUCAGUCACGAAACAGUGACAAUAGAGCUGAAGAACGGGAGUGUAGUACAUGGAACUAUUACCGGCGUCGAUGUUGCAAUGAACACGCAUCUGAAAGCAGUUAAAGUUACAUUGAAAAAUAAAGAAGAACUACAGUUGGAGACAUUAAGUAUACGCGGGAACAACAUUAGAUACUUUUUAUUACCAGACAGUUUGCCUUUAGAAACUUUGUUGAUCGACGAUGCUCCCAAAGGGCGCGGUAAACGCGAGGGCUUUCCAAGAGGCGGCGCGAGAGGCGGACGAGGGCGAGGACGCGGAGGGCGCGGAGGACCCAGGGGCGGCCGGGGUGGCCGUGGUCGUGGACGGCGAUAAACGUUUACCUCAUAAGUCAAGUUCCAAAAUAUUUGUGAUGAGUUUCAAAGUCUUAUUAAGUUAGGCUAUAUUAUUAAGUGUCUGGUGAUUUCCAAAUAAAACAAUCUGAAGUUCUCCUCUGCAGAAUGUUAUGUUUCUUCACAAUACAGUGUAAAUUUGUAUUAAAAGUGUGUUUUUAAUUUUAUUAUCAUCCUAUAAAACAAUCAUAGACAAGCAAAUUUGUUACAACUUUUAUUGACAAAUAAUUACAUUGUAAAUUGUACUUGAAUCUGUGGUCAGUUCCCAAAGAACACCGUGAGAAAUUGCAUAGGUUUUAAAAAUAUUCUUAAUUAUUACAGUGUAAGAGCAGAAAACAUAUUUUAUUUAAAAACAUCAUUUUUUGCAGCUUAUAAAUAGAUUUUCUUUCUAAACAAUUGUAAUAAAUUACAUUAUUAAGGCAUAAAAAAAUAUUUUGUGAUUGGGAGUGUCAAGCAAGUUGAUGGAAAGUUAUAAUAAUUACCUAUAAACAUCACAGAAUAGCAUCACUAUAGGAAAAUGAUAUGUGCCAUGUGUAUGAGACCAUGCAGUUUUACUUGAUUAUUCAGUUAUUUAUUUUUUUCUAAUAUAACAUCCUUCGUAAGGGUGCAUAUCUUUAGUUCGUGAAUUAGUUUAGAUGAGUGCUCUGAAAGACUAAAUAUGUGAAGUUAUUAUCACAUCUUUUGGUCUUUAGUUAAUUUGAUAUAAUGUAAAAAGUCAUUAGAAAACAUGAAACUCUAAUCAUGAGAGAAGGAACUAAUACAAUGUAAUAUUGCAACAAUCUUAAUUGGGCAAUUGAGUCAUAAACUCUUAAAAACAUGAAGACUAAAGUUGCAAGUAAAUAAAAAGUUUAAUAAUUUUUAUUGUUCAACAAUAAUAAUGUAAUUUUUUUUUAUUUACACUUUUUCUAAUUGAGGCCCAGUAAACAGUCUUAUAAUGCCUUUGACUAUAGAACAUAUAUGAUAGUAAUAUAGAGUAAUAAAUAACCGUUAUGACUAUUUUUUAUUUAUAUAUUUUUUAAGUAAGAUAAGUAUAUUGGGUUGCACUAAUAUUCUGUCUACAAAUACAAACAUGUUUUAUCAAAGUUAAUAUACAAAUUGUGACUAGGUAGAUGACUCAUCUAUGCUACAAAGCAGUUUGCCUUGUAACCUUUUUCUAGUAUAAAA
This is a messenger RNA of Achroia grisella, 1666 nucleotides long. RefSeq names its product probable small nuclear ribonucleoprotein Sm D1 (gene SmD1). The record is from RefSeq and is a predicted model, not a curated record. Gene Ontology annotation, molecular function: RNA binding. The coding region runs from base 108 to 485 and encodes 125 amino acids. NCBI's taxonomy places the organism in Eukaryota, Metazoa, Arthropoda, Insecta, Lepidoptera, Pyralidae. Gene Ontology annotation, cellular component: SMN-Sm protein complex; precatalytic spliceosome; U5 snRNP. The transcript has a single exon. Gene Ontology annotation, biological process: RNA processing; spliceosomal snRNP assembly.